GUCUUUGUUGCCAGUUUAAAGAAACCGGACACUGCAGAAGUGACCUCGGGCAGCAGGCUCGUUCCUGGAAGAGGAACGCCCACUUGGGGCUGGAUGCCAAGCAUUCAUGUUCCGUGUCCAGCCCCAGUGAAAUCAGUCCUUGCCCACAGGAGAGAGGCCAUGGCGGCCGUGUUUCUGCCCGGCAAUCUCCAGGAUGAAGCCACUUGCUCCGUCUGCCUGGAGUUCUUCAAAGACCCAGUGUCCAUUGAGUGCGGGCACAACUUCUGCCGGGCGUGCAUCAUCAAGAGUUGGAAGGACCUAGAGAUGGACUUCCCCUGCCCGCAGUGCCGAGAGGUCUUCCAGCAGAAGAGCUUCAGACCCAACCGGCAGCUGGCAAACAUGUCCGAGAUCAUCAGCCAGUUCACCCUCCGUGGGGCCAAGGGUGCCGAGGAGGACGGGCUCUGCGCAAAACACAGGGAAGCCCUGAAGCUCUACUGCAAGGACGACCGGAGAACCAUCUGCGUGGUGUGUGACAGGUCCCGGGAGCACCGGCCGCACGCCGUGGUACCCGUCGAUGAGGCAUCUGAGGAGUACAAGGAGAAAAUCCAGGGACGCUUGGAUUUCCUGAAGAAGGAGCGGCAAGAGCUCCUGGAGUUUAAAGUGAAUGAUGACAAGAAAACCCAGGAGCUCUUGAAAACCGUCGAGAACGAGCGGCAGAAGUUGCUCUUGGAGUUCGAGAGGCUGCGGCAGUUCCUGUAUGACCAGGAGCACAUUCUCCUGGGGCAGCUGGAGAAGAUGGAGAAGAACAUUGCCAAGAGGCAGAAUGAGAACAUCACCGACCUCUCCAAGGAGAUCACGCUCCUCAACAAGCUCAUCACGGAGCUAGAGGAGAAAAUCCAGCAGCCCAUGCUUGAGUUCCUCAAGGAUGUAAUGAACAUCAUAAGCAGAAGUGACGAUGUCAAGUGCCAGAAGCCGGUGCCCGUAUGCACGGAUAUGAAAAUGCACAUCUGCAACUUCUCCCUCAAGACUGUUGUUCUUGAGAAAGUCUUAAAGAAAUUCAGAGAAAACCUGCAAGACGAGCUGGGAAGAGGUGAAAAAGAGGACCUGACCCUGGAUCCCGAUUCGGCAAACCACCUCCUCAUCCUCUCUGCAGACCUCAAGAGCGUGAGGAUGGGCUGUAGGAAGCAGGAGCUGCCUGACAACCCCAAGAGAUUCGACACGAACUCGCGGGUGCUGGCUACCACGGGCUUCAAGUCGGGAAGACAUUACUGGGAAGUGGAGGUGGGGGCCUCGGACGGUUGGGCCUUUGGGGUAGCCAAGGAGUCCGUCAGGAGGAAAGGUCUGACGCAGUUUUCCCCCGAAGAAGGGAUCUGGGCAGUGCAGCAAAACGGAGGUCGCUAUUGGGCGGUCACCUCGCCCCAACGCACCCCACUGUGCCUCAGCCAGAAACUCAAUAAGGUCAGGGUGUACCUGGAUUACGAAGGGGAAGAAGUCUCCUUUUACAAUGCCGACAACAUGCAGCACAUCUUCACCUUCAACGUUGCUUUCCAGGAGAAGGUGUUCCCUCUCUUUUCGGUCUGUUCCACCGUUACCUACAUCAAACUGUGCCCCUGAGCCUUCGCAUGGGCUUGGCUGAGGACCUGUUGCCGUGGUCUUCACUGGAUGGUGCAUGGACAGCAGCGAUGAGCACAAGAGACUCUCAAACCAACCAUGCCGCUUGGCUCAUUGGGACACAGGCAGGCAGAUAGGUGGGUAACCGGGUCGUCAAGGAAAAAUAUCACAAGGAAGGGUCUUCAGAGCAGCUUAAACCAGAGAACCACUACUGAAAUCAUCAGCAAUCCCCUGAAGGUUGUGGUCACCAUCUUAAACCCGUCCCUGAACCAAGUCACCUCUUCCGCGAGAAGGAAACCACUGGCAGUUGGCUCAUGGCUCCAAGUCCAGUAACGGGCGGGUGCUUUUCUUUCUGGGGCUAAGGAUCCAUAUUAGAGCUGGUGGGACAUUUGGGAGUCAAUCCUCUGCCCCUUUGGAAGUCUCAGUGACUUAAAAAUGAAAAGCUUAGCGGGUAAAUGCCCUGUGGGGAGAGGUGGAGAGGGUAACACCAAGCAGGACGCUUUGGACAUUCAUCCAAAGCCGGAAGAGGCAAAUCUAUUUGAUCAAAUGAAAUCAGAUCAGAAUGUUUUGCUUCUCCUGAAGUGAAUUUAACGGGAUUUUCCAUUGGUUUCUUCUGCCGUUGCUCCCAACAAACCAUAGCCACCACCUCCAUGCCAAAAGUGGAAAUCCUGCCCAGGUGCCUUCACUCCUACAAGGUUGAGGAUGAGGCAAUGAGGCUUAUUAAGUGCUCCUGGGAAGCGGCUGGAUUUCAGCAAGUCAGGAUGCUCUGUGAGGAUGCUCACGCCCUUGUGCUGGGCUGUGUGAGCGGUUAUAAGAGUCUCAGGUGGCAUUUCUGGCUUUUCCCCUGUUGCUCCUGCUGGGAAGAAAGGUCCCCAAGGAAGGGUGGGUGCCUGGUUACUUAUUCCAGCUGGUGCUCCUAAAAUCUGGGAUAAUAAUUGCUCUCUGAAGGCUUUUCUUGUGAUGCUGAGAUGAUGGUCCCAAGUGGCCACCAAGAUCUGACCUGUCUUGGAGUCAAGCUGGGGUUGAAGAGAUUUUGGUUGCCCUCUCCAUCAGGCUGUGCUCUAGGCUUCAGUUCUCUGCCCAUGGCUCCUCUGGGCACGAGGGAGGGGUCGCUGCUACUCUGGAGAAGGCUGAAAGGUGCUUUUUAUAUUUGGGAAGCAACAAAUGUUAACAUUGCUCAGGUGUCUUUGUCCUCCUGGGUGCAAGUGAGACCCGCGCUUCUGAAUUUUGGUGCUCCUGAGGUCCCCUCCCCCUAGGAGAUGUUUUCAAAAUGACCCCUCGAGGUUGUCCUGCUUGGCCUGUAGUUUUUGUCAUCAAGAACAACAUUUUCUGACCAGCUCUACACUGAUAAAAAGACAUUUCUGGGCAUAGCUGGUUUUUGUGUGAGCUCGCACCUACCGGCAAACCCCUGGUUAACUCCAGCGCCAAGAAACUGUGGGUUGAACAAGUGUAUAUUUCCUAAUUUUGGAGGGUGCUUUAAACACCUUCUCUGCACUAAAUCCAUGUCACGGCAGUAGAAUAAAAUCAAACCGCUGUUGUCGUCCGCUGGGACACUCAGACACUGUCCAUGUGUUUGGUUGCCCUAAACACCUUCAGUUGCUUCCACUGGCUUGUGGCCUUGGUUGUUGUGGAUGACAAGGUGGCCAUGAGCCAGCAGGGUGCCCUGGUGGCCAAGAAGGCCAACGGCAUCCUGGGUGCA
Molecule: messenger RNA, 3289 nt
Organism: Egretta garzetta (little egret)
Lineage: Eukaryota; Metazoa; Chordata; Aves; Pelecaniformes; Ardeidae
Product: E3 ubiquitin-protein ligase TRIM7
Exons: 7
Coding region: 94-1593 (499 amino acids)
Molecular function (GO): protein binding; zinc ion binding
Source: RefSeq, a predicted model, not a curated record